AUGGGAACAACUCAAAGCCAUGAAGCAGCAACGGCCGUUCUUGGCCCCAGACAAGCUGUGCAUAAGCCUUACAAAUCAACUGCUAUCCCUCCUGUACAGCGGUCUCACUCUGAAUCGGGCGCACUACACUCACCCCUUUCGACCGUUUGUCCGAGCAGGAUAAAGUUGAAUGGGUUGCCCGCAGGAGACACCACCACCUGCUGCACGACAACCUGCAACAGCAGCCUCAGCGGAGUGAGCUCGAGCCCAGUUACGCGCCCAACAGGUCUUGUUGGCAGUACAAAUGCCACUGCCAUUACGCUGCGUAGCGGGAGUCCUCUUGAGCGCAGUGACAGUGCCCAGGCAGUGAGCAGCAUCGCAGGCCAGAGCCCCCGACAGUUCGCCCCGAUCGACCUAGAAUAUGCAGAAGUGGACACCAAGAGGCCAGCAACGAAUGCGAGCAGGUGGAGUCACCGAAACCGAGUGCAGAAACUCCUGAGAACGCUUAGGCAUGGCGUUGAUCGGUCUCGGUCUCAACCGCCGCCUGGAAGCAGCAGUCAUGAACAUCCUGUAAAUACUUUAGCUACGGCCAAUGAAAGUGCCUCAAUAUCUGCUGCUCUUCAUGCCCACAUCAUCCGGGAAGAGGAGGAGCAUCGCCGCAGGCGGCAUAGCAGCCUGGCGGAAUCGCACUCGCAGAUAUCUGCACCGCAGACUGAGCAUUGGCCCCGCUACCCCCUUGAGCCUUUUGCAGAAAAUCGUAGCUGUCUGUCGCCUGCCGACGCCAGAGGUAAAGCCGCUAUCUGUUGUAGUUCAUCUCCCGGAGGCAGCGAAGCAGGCCUUUCGCUCCGGUCCAGUGAAACACAAGAAAUGCAAGUUUCGGGCCAAGCGGUUGUGCGCAAAGCCUGCAGGAGUCGAGCUUCGGGAAAGGCGCACCGCACGGACUUGGGCGCCAGCCGGUGGAUAGCUGACGUGCCAACAAACGGGAGAUGGGAAAUGGAGAGAGGGAUAUGGAAUCGUCAAGGGGUCCACUUAAACCAUCUGAAUAUUGCAGAUGAAAGAUUUAGAGCACUCGCAGCAACGCGACGCUUGUCGCCACGGCAGCACGCUGCUCAAACACAAGGCUUGCACUCAGCAGUGAGCAAGGGCCAACAAGGCCCCGUUCACCAACCCCGCAGAGUUCCCAUUGCACCGCUGGCGGGGAUCCUGCAGGAGAACCAACAAAGGCUUUUGCAACCAGGGCAGCAGGUGAUGCCUGUGACACACAGAGGAGUAGCAGCAGCUACGACAAUUGAGCUUGCCAGGAGCAGGCAUGCGAACGAAGAACGGCGGAGACAGCAGCACUGUCUCAUCGCCUCCCCUGACCCAGCGCAGAGCACGCCUGCACCGACAGAUACCCAUCGGAAGCACGAUGGAGCAAGUUGGACCGCCCGCAAUUUAUCGACAGGUAAGCAUUUGAUAUACGUGUACUCUGUUCAGAAGAGAGUACAAGCAAUUGAUGUCCAUGCCUCGAAGGGGCUGGAGCUGGUGUCAUUCUUCUUUGGAGGCUUUCUGCACGUUACAGGUGGAGGGGAGAGAAAUUGCGGCUCUUCUUUGGGGAGGGAGCAGGCUUCCGCAAGGAACUUCAUCUCCGCAGAUCUGCACGGGGCAGCCUCAACAGAUAUUUCAGUGCCAGCCCCUUGCUUUAGCCAGAUUUUCGCGGCAAGAGCCAAGCAGAAUGACACAUCUUUCCCCAACACAAGUGACCAACCAAUGCAGUCGGAGACGGGAGACGGUACGAAGGCAAAGAUAUUGAGGUGCCCAGAUAUGGCCACUGCGCUGCCUGCACCUGCUAGUGGGCAACACAGACAGCAGGUUCGUUUCAUUCCUGCGGCAGAAGCGAAGCGCCACUGCCUUCAUAUUUCCUACCCAUCAGGAACAGCGUAG
Molecule: messenger RNA, 1902 nt
Organism: Eimeria mitis
Lineage: Eukaryota; Apicomplexa; Conoidasida; Eucoccidiorida; Eimeriidae
Exons: 1
Coding region: 1-1902 (633 amino acids)
Source: RefSeq, a predicted model, not a curated record